AUGGAGUCAAUUCCUGUUAGCUCCGAUCACGUCGAUACCUGUGAGGCCGACCAAGCCGCAGUUUGCAUUGACCUCACGGAAGACGAUGGGAUUGCCCCGUUGCCAGCAUUCCUUUGGCAGGAUAAGUCCCUUCGACGAGUCCCCGAAGGGUGGGAAUUUCCAGCGUACCCCAUGGACGAGACAAGAUGUCGUUCAUGUGGUUCUGUGGCGACGUGGACAGCGAUUUCCUCCCAGCUUCGAUUGGAGGCGACCCAGAAACGCAUGUUUCAACUUAUGGAGGUCUUGCCGUUGGUUAUGGAAGGAGUCACGACGGCGGACGACCUCACGGUGCUCGCCAGGAAGGAUGUGGCUACGUUUGAAGCGCUUUACACUCGAGUAUGCAGUGCUGUCGAUGGCGCAGCCUUCAAAUCGCCCCCAUCCCCGACCUGUACGGCUGCUCCUUCAGUACGGACGUCAAGUAUUACGACAACAGGAGGUACGUUCGACACAUCUGCCACCCAACCAACAAUGGACGACGCCGUCGAGGUUGCCCCACCACCUACCCAACCUUUUGAGCCACAACCACGUCGACUCAGCCCGUUCCUCCAUCCCAAUAGUCCAUCAGAAAUUGCCGUGUUGAUGGACUCGUCUGGGGACAUUGCAUCAGACAAGGGCUUAGGUGCUGUUGGUGAGGCUGUUCCCGCCUUGGAGUCGACAGUGCCAGACUUCCCCUCUAGCUUGACCACAUCGUCCCAAUUGUUGGUGAACCGCCGCAUAUCCAACCACCCCAUGUCCCUGAAACACUUCGAUCUAGCCCGUGCCUAG
Messenger RNA from Aphanomyces astaci, 804 nucleotides. RefSeq lists its product as hypothetical. NCBI's taxonomy places the organism in Eukaryota, Oomycota, Saprolegniomycetes, Saprolegniales, Verrucalvaceae. The transcript is spliced from 3 exons. The record is from RefSeq and is a predicted model, not a curated record. Bases 1 to 804 code for a protein of 267 amino acids.